Molecule: messenger RNA, 1694 nt
Organism: Ixodes scapularis (black-legged tick)
Lineage: Eukaryota; Metazoa; Arthropoda; Arachnida; Ixodida; Ixodidae
Product: protein pygopus
Exons: 9
Coding region: 191-1045 (284 amino acids)
Source: RefSeq, a predicted model, not a curated record
UUCUCCGGCUACUUUCGCAAUUGGCCGCCGACUCGGGCGAAAGUUGACGCGGCGCGCCUACGCGAGGUGCGGAAAACAACGUCGCUAUCGCCCAAUCCUUUCUAGCAUCCGUUUGCAACGUCUUUUUCGUCGUCGGACGCGCGUCGGGGCAACCGGUUUUCCCGCACGACUGCGUCCCAGUGGCCCCGUGAUGGUGGGCACCGCAUCCGAGCACCGUUGUCUCCGACUGACCCCAGGAUUACUGCUCACGCUGCUUCUGGCCGUCGACUGCCAUGCCCUAUUCCGACCAGUGGAACGUGGUCCCUGCCAGGCCAAGAACCCCUUCGGACCUGGAUUCAGCGACGGCGUCUGCAUGCCCAUGGUCAAGUGCAAAGAAACGCUGCACGGUAUCAUCAGGCUCAACUUCCCCGUCGUCUGCGGCUUUGAACUCCUAACGCCAAUCGUCUGCUGUCCCAUCAUGAACGGACCUGCCGGACACGGGCCGAGGGAGAGCCGGGCACCUAACCCGCUCGGCUUCCUGGGCGGCAUAUUCGGCCACGUCCCCGGAUCGUCGAAUCCUGGUCCCGGAGCAGGUCACAACGGCGGUGGACCAGUUCAUCAGGGCUUUCCACAAGACUAUGGAAAGCACACAGGAAAUGGCCAGGGUCAGCAUCCUGGAGUGAGGCCACAUCAACCAGACUCUUUUGGUGGACACAAUGGGAGGCCAUUGCCUGGCGACCAAGGCCCAAACACCGGACCACGGCAUCCAGAUUCUUUUGGCGGUCAUAAUGGAAGGCCAGGGACAGGAGACCAAGGCCAUAGCAGUGGAGUCGAACCCCACAAUCAAGGCUCUCCUGGUGGUCAUGGAAGGCCAACGAGAGGAGGCCAAGGUCAAGGUUCCGGGUCCCCACCACAGCAUCAAGGUUCACAAGGAAGUCACAAAAUGCCAAAUCCCACGGAUCAAGGCAACGCCAUGGCCGGGCAGCCCUGCAGACAGAAGGAGUGCCCGCCGCAAGACCCCGACGAUUACAUCCACCUGAUCGACCCGAGGAGGGGAAAGCCGUAGCGAAAAACCCGUCAACAGGAAGCGGUCCUGCAUGGUCCGAGAGAUCUGGCAUCCAAAGUGGACUUUAGUUCUACAUCUGUUUAUACUCCGCUUCGCCCUAUUUCGGACAGAAGCAGACUGUGCUAGCCGAUGGAGCGAAUCAGUGCCAAAGGUGCAGCGUCAUGCUGGUCGUCGUCUUUGUGCGUGUGCAGCGUCGGCUAAAUCAGUCAAGCACUAGAAAGGAGCCGAGAUAUUGCGCUUUCAGUACGUGCAUCUGCAUUUGUAUGUGUCGUGUUAUAUACUCCGUUUUACUGUAAUUCCGGCCGUAGCCGACGCAAGGGUCCAAUGGAGCCAAUCAAGCACUACAAAAAGUGCAUCGUCAUGGCGCUCAUCGUCUCUGUGCGUUUGCUAUCCGCGGCUGUACCAAUCAGGAACAGUAAAAGCCCCAUGAUCCUGCGGUUUCUUCUGUGUACGUGAUUGGUUUUAACCGGCGAUUUUCAAACGCACAAAGACGAGGGCGGUGACGAUGCACUUUUUGUACUGCUUCACUGGCUCCAUUGGACCGUUGCGUCGGCUGCGGUCGGGCUUCAUGUGAAAGGGAUUAAAUUUCACUGCGCUCCGACUUAUUUUUGUAAACUUGGAUUGGGUAAUAAAAGUAAUUGGGAAGCAC